Mercenaria mercenaria is the source of this 20687-nucleotide messenger RNA. RefSeq lists its product as uncharacterized. The transcript is spliced from 3 exons. The coding region runs from base 1 to 13329 and encodes 4442 amino acids. The record is from RefSeq and is a predicted model, not a curated record. Lineage: Eukaryota; Metazoa; Mollusca; Bivalvia; Venerida; Veneridae.
AUGCAACAAAGAAAACUUGAUGAAAAGAGAAAUAAGAAUGUGGAACAGAAAGAGAAAAAGCUGGAAAGCUCCGUUGCUAACGAUCCAAGAGCAGUAAAUUAUGAAUUUCAUGAUGACUCUGAUUCAAAUACAGAACUCCAUAAAGUGAAAACUAAAGUGAAGAAUGAAGUAGGUAGUGAAAAAGUAAAACCAUGUAGUAUUAGUGUUGGUAAGGUUGAAGACUGCUGUAAAAUUAUUCAUCUAGAGAAGGCACCACUCGCACAAAAUCCAUUAAAAAUUGAAUGUCUUGUGAAAUUGAGAAGGGAUCCUUCCAUUGAAAACUUUUACAAAACAAAGACUGAUAGUGACAGUAAAGAUUCAGAUGAAUCAGAGUGUUCUGAUAGUGAAUCCACAACUGAUUAUAAAAGUCCAGAAGUUGAAAAUGAACACACAAAACAUUCAGAUUCUGCUGAAAGUAAAACUGUUACUAGGCAAAGUAGUUCCGAAGAAAGUCUGAUGAAAGCUGCAAAUAUGAUUUAUAAUGCGGAUAUUCAAAUCAGAAAAAGUGGGAGACUUAAGUCAGCAAAGUGUGCUUCACGAUACCGUGGAGAUUAUGGUAUAAGAGUAGAUACAUACAAACAGUUAGUGAAUAAAAAUGAGAAUACUUCAGGUAAAAGUGACAUUUUUGAAUCUGAUGGAAAAGAAAUGGGUACGAAGAGAGCUGACAUUGUUGACACUGAAACUGAGGAAACAGCAGUGAUUACCUCAGUAGACAACCAAAGUGAGAGGCUUUUGGACUCUGUGAAAGCACCUCAUUUGGAAAAAGAACAUAGUGAGUAUAAAGAAGAGAAAGCAGUUCUUUGUGAUGAUAAAGUAGACAUUCCAACUGAGACUUUUAAAACUGAAAGUUCAUCAGAAGAAUUCACUGUCUUAAAAGAACCUUUUGCUGAUCAUAGUGGUACAGAAGGUAUAUCUGGAACAAAACACUGCUCAAAAACUGAGCGUGUGAGUGAAAGAUGUAUAGAAGUAAAUAAUUGUGAAGACAGUAAAACCAAAAGUCAAACAGAAGGCAGAGAUCUAUUAAACUGUGAUACAGUAUAUCAUAAGAAGGUUGAAGUGCAAUUAUAUGACAAAGAGGUCAGUGAAGUAGAAACUGAGACUAGUGAAGUUGCUGAAAAUAAUUUGCCACAGUCAGAAUCUGGUGAAUGCAUACAAUUGUGUAAUGAUAGUGUUGAUAGCUGUGGCUGUAAAAGUGGGAAUGACAUUGUCAGAGUUAACAAUGAAUAUGAUAGUAGAGUGAGAGAAACUGAAUGUCCAGAAGUUUUAAACGAAGUGCCUUGUACAUACGUGAUAGAAGGUAAUCAGUCCUGUGCAUGUGAUAUUAGAUUGGAAAAUGAUCCAUUACAGACUGCUAGAAAUGCAAGUUGUGAACUAUCUGAUCAUGAAGUUAAAUCUGAAACUUACAAUUUAGUACCUGUUAGUUCAGAAACAGAGACAGACACUAAAACAAUAAAGGAAAUUCAUUCUCAGUUGACAAAGGAAAACGUAAAUGAAAUGCUUGUAUUACUACAAAGUACAGCAAAAAAUAAUGGCAACGAACACACUGCGUAUGUUCAUUCUGUAGGAAAGUCAGUAAAUAAAAUGCAAAAGAGGAUCAAAACAAAAAGGCCAGACCAUAAUAUAAGACCAGAAAAUAUAGAAAAUGAGAUAACACCAGAGUCUUCUCCUGUCAAAGAUCCUGCAAAAGUACUAGAAACUUUGCGACAGAAACUUUUUGAAAGUGCAGGAGCAGAUGUGGAAGAAGCUGACAAAGUUCCAAAACAGUUUGAAAGUAAAUUAAUAUCUUCAAAGCAAAGACAAAGUGAAGACAGUAAAUCCUCGGUUAUUCUUGAUCUACAAGAGAAGGAUAGACAAAUCAGGGAUAGUGAUUCUACUUCAGGAAGAUCAGGAAAAUCUACUCCUAGAUGUUCUACACCAAGACAAGAAUCAGGUAUGGAAAUUCUUGAAGAAGUUGCGUUGUCUUUAGAUGUUCUGCACCAGGCAAAGAGAAGAUUUGAAAAUUCUAGUAAAGUAGCACCUGCAAAAAGACAGCGAUUUGAGGAAAAAACUUUCUUACUCAGAUCUAUGAUUAAAAAAAUUGAUGAUGCAGAUGGAAACCCAACAUCACAGCAAGCUGUUGAGUUGGAAGAUGAAAAACCUGUGAAUGUAGGUAGGAUAGCAGAAAGAACUAGAUCUAGUCGUAGCAGUGCUGAGAGUAGUGCUAGUAAAUCUGAUGUGCAUAAAAUUAACAGAAAGAGAAAUGUUAAAACAAUUGAUUUGAAAGUUAAGAAGAGAGACAAUACACAAGAAAAACCCAUACAAAAAUCAAAACCAGUUAAGUGCUCAGCAUGUAGUCAUAUUUUUAAAACUAAAGACCUUUUAAGAAAACAUUUUCCUUGUAGAAUAAGACAGACUAGAACUUGGUCUCAGAAUAAGUUACGCCCCAACCGUGCUGUGAAAAGAAUUGAAAAUGGUUCCAAAAAGUUUGUAUGCAGAUUACCUAAAGCUGGCAGACCUGAACCAAGUAAACCAAGACCUCAACUUCUGACCUAUAGGAAAACAAAAUUUCGACGUGUUAAAGGAAAAAGGCGGAGAAAGUUAUAUCAGCUUAUACAAGAACUUAGACAAAGGAGAAUGCCUGUGAAAUGGCGUCAUCUUAGCAUUGUAUAUGAUGAUCUUUCAUUCAAAGAGCAAUGUUUGUACAAACUUGGGUUGAUUUGUGUUGGCAGUGCCUCAGAAGGCCUUGAAAGAUACACAGCUGAAGAGAUCACUGUAUUUGAACAACACAGAGCAAAGGAAAAAUGGCUGAUGGAAGAUGCGCAAACUUUUGAACAUUCCAUACCAGACACAUUAGAAUCAUUAACUGAUCUAAAUUUAAGUACAGAGUUAAGUACCGAUAAUCAGGAAUCUGACUUUUUUUCUCCAAAACAUGUGAUAACUUUCCCUCAGGAAAACAUUCGAAAUAGAAUCUGUGAUAUUGAUGAUACAACAAAGGAGGACAAAGGUGAAGGUGCUAUAAAUGAAAUAUCCACUGUCAAAAUUUAUGAAAAUGAUUUAAACAUUUCAGAAAAUAUAGAUUCUGUUCAGAAAACUGUAGCCCCCUGUUUUGCAUUCUAUCCUGGUCUUGAGGAAAAAGAAACCGAUACCGUUUAUGAAAAAACUGUAGACCUGCAAGAGUUACCUGAAAAAUUGAGUGCUAAUAUUAGUAUUCAAGAAUACCUUGAUUUUUUCAGAAGUUCAAAAGUUAACACAGAUAGUGAUGAUAAUAUUAGGUGUACAGAUGAUGCUAUGAUAAGUGUUGAAACUGGUCCAAGAUCUCAAAAUAUUGCUCAGUUAGAAACAUUUGCUGCUGUAGAAGAAGGCACUGAAUGUUUUGAGGAGACACUAGAAAUCUCACAAGAUUCUGGUAUAAUGAUCUCACUAAAAGGUAAUUUAAUUGAUAAUCCACUCAGGAGUGCAAAUGUUACUGAAAUUAAUGUCAAAACCACAGACCUCAAACAUGUUAAUGAAUCCAACAUAUAUGAACCUAAAAUCACAGACCUUGAACAUGCUCAUAAAUCAAAGAUGAAUGAAUCUUCAGAUAAUCCUUUAAGUGACAAACAUCUAGAUGUAAGCCAACAGGAGUUGAUGAGUGAAAGUCACCAACAAGAGGAAAAUAAAACAGGUUCUGAAAGUGUAGUAUUUUCUGUUCAAGAACUUGUAAGUGAUAAAGGUAGAUUGUCCUGUACACACAGUGAUACCGAAAGUAAAACAGAUCUUAAAUUAAGCAAAUGUUUUGAAAUAGUAAGCAGGGAUGUUCAGGAAGGACAGUCUCUGGAAUUGUGUACAGUUCCUGUAAUUGCAUCUGUUUUACCACCAUGUGCAGAGAAAGACAUUCAAAAACCAGUCCCAGAAUCAGAAAGUAGGUCUGCAACAACAUAUACUGAGAAAGACAUUCGAAAACCAGAGUCAGAAAAUAAGUCUGCUUUAAAGUAUCCAGUAAAAGACAAUCCAAAACAUAUGCUUGGGUUAGGUAAGCGACAGACAUGCUUAGGUAAACACGAAGACGGCACAAUUGAAAGAACAAGUAGUGGUGUUGAAAUUCGGGAACAGUUGAACAAGUUUUCACCAAGGAAGAAGUUUGCUGUAGCCCCAGAUAUAGAACUCUAUCACCAAACAGCCAUUAUUGAUGAUACAUUAUUGGCUGAUACUCCACUUGCAGUACAGCAUGAUAAAAAAUCUGAUAAAGACAGUCAAAUUAUUCCUCCUUCAAAUAAGAUAAAUGAAGAAACGUCUAAAGAAGAGGAAAUCAUAGAAACAGACUAUAUUUCAACUACAAAAUCAGACUCGAAUUUGGAUUCAGAACUUGUAUUUCAGGCAAGUGGCAUUUUGAAAGAUAUUCUUGGAGAUGUUGAACAGUCUGUUAAAGAUGGCAAAGAAGCACACUUGCCAGACGUUAAAAAAACUGCAACCAGUAUUAUAGAUGACAUUGCUAGUGUUGAGAAAAAUGCAGAUAUUUCAAAGGUUACAAAUGUGAAUUUAAACAUUUCACCAGUAAAGGGCAUUUUGAAAAAUGCAGGUCCACAGAGAGAAUAUGCUGGCUUAUCCCCGCUUAAGUCAAACACUGGACUGUCCGAUGGAAAAGUACAUGUAUGUGAAAAAGCACCUGGAAAAAAGAAAAUUGAUUUCAAAACUUACGCCAAGAGGAAAGGAAUGAUAAAAGAAAAAUAUGAAAAGGAAAAAGAGUGUAUUCAGUCAGAGGUUCAAAUAGAAGUUGAAGAUACCAAGACAAAAGAAAUAAGAAAUGAAAAAGAUGAAAAUGGUAAAGAGUGUUUGCGAUCUGAGUCUCAUCAUGAAAUCGAGGAUGGUCUCUUAGGUAGGUUGUUAGAUGCUGUCAAUGUGAUUGACAGUAUAAUAGAGGAGCACAGAUACCAAUCUGGACCUGAAGAAGAUGAUGAUUCUUUCAAUGCUAUAACUCCAGAGAUGGCAUUUGAAGCAGCCAUAUCAAAUAAGAGGGUUGAAAACUCAACCGUGGAUGCAGUUAGCAAACCUUAUGAUAUUGAAAGCGUAUUUCCUUAUUCAGAAAUAGAUAAAAUGAUAAAUGCUGAGAAAUUACACUUUACUGAAAUUCAAGAUUUGUCAGUAAACAAUGAAAAUGACAAUUGUAAACUUACAGAUACAGAGAGAAACCCAGUACAACCAUCCAUUGACAAAAGUGUUUUACAAGGUACUGAAAUAACUUGCAACAAAUCACCAAACGUUUCCCUAGUGAUGCCAUCAGAUUACAACAACACUGUUGAAAUGAACACGCAUUUAAGUUUAUGCUCUGGAAAUGAUGAAGACCUAGGGGAGGCUGAAGACAGUUCAGAAAUGGUUAAAGGGACACAAGUAUUGACUGAAAAGGUAAGUCCUGUAAACCUUGAAAAGCAUACAUGUAUGCAGCAGAUGGCAGCAGAAAAAUUUGAAAUAUUAGAAUCAAAAAGUGUUGAAAUUAGAAUAGGGAACACGGAUGAAAAGGUGAGCCAUGACUCUAUAGGGGACAGGUUUGAGGAAAUAGAUGAAGAAGAAAGUGAAACACAUUUGAGUGAAAACACUCUAGACCCAGAAGUGACAGGAAGUAUAAAUGCUGGCCAGCCUUCAUUGGAAAAAAUAAAUACCCAUUUAAAACCUCCUGUAAAUGAACAUGUGUUCCUAGAAAAUGUUGAAUUUGAAAUGAGAAGUAAAAAUGACUAUAUAAAUGAAAUACCUAAUAUAAAAGAUACAUAUUCAGAGGAUCAUACACAGGAAGAUAUAUCCAGAGAAGAAAAAGAUGAAAAUGAUGAUGAACUUAUGAAAUCACCAGAACAUAUUCCAAAGAAAAGAAUGAGAAGACCAGAUGAUCCUACUUCAAUAAAAGAAAGCAAGAGAGAUUUUACUAUAAAAUAUGAAGUUAAUGGUAUUGUAAUAAAAGAAAAUUUGUUAACGGGGGACAAGAAUGUUGUAGAAAAUAGCUCUCCAUUUAGAAGCUCUGCAGAGUCAGAUAGUAAUUUUGAUCAGUCAUCUGUGUCAGAAUUUGAUGUUUCAUCAGUUGUUGAAAAUGACAUCAGUUUUAGCAGUAAUAUAGCUUUUGAAGAAACUGAUACUGAUGAAAAUUCCAGUAAUAUUGCAGGGAAGAUUGACAGUCAUUUAAUGUUGGACAGUAAUGUUGAAGAUGAUACUGAAAAGAAAAGAGAUACUGAAGACAGCUACAUACGGUCUUCUGAAGAAGUUGUAACAGUAGUCAAACAAGGAAAGGAAAUACAUGAUAAUGACACAAACCAUGUCCUGGAAGAGCCAAUGUCAAAUUCAUCUCUUGAAAUCAGCCAGGAAUUAGACCUAGAAAAUCAGAGUGAAAUAGUAACGAAAGAUGCUGAACUAAAUAUUGAUAUACAAGAGACAGAAAAGGAUACUAACUUUAUCGAGGAAAAUUGUAUAGAUACAGGUGCAGAAGGAAGAAGUCUUAACAUCUGUGAUAACUAUGAUGAAGAAAUGUCCCCAGAAAAUGUACCUUGUUUGGAAAUGGAACCUUUGCUUAGGGCUGAUGUACAAUUACUGAGGAAGGUUUCUGAUGACCAUUCUGUUGGGUCUCCUCCAGUUUUAGAGAAAGUAGAAGUGUCUGACAGUAGCAUGGAUGAACAAGACAAAGAAAAUACCAGUCAGGAAACAACACUUACAGCUGAUGGAGGACCACCUCUAUUAGAACCUCAGCUAUUGGAAGAAAGCAAGGAGGAACAUGCAAAACAGACUAAGCAUGAAGCAGCACACCCUGGUAGACAAGAAAGACAUUUUCUGGACAUUCUUGGUACGGUGAACGAUGAAGGGCAUGAGUCAGCGAUUUUUCCUGACUUCCAAAACCAAACUAAAAGUCAUGAUGAUAAAGGUUCGAAGAGAUCAGAAAAAUCUCUACUGGAAGGUCUUUACAGUGAAGAAUCGACACUCAGUGAUUCAAUUGGAAGGCAUUUUUCAGAUGUGGUGAGUGAAACUGUAGAAGCACCUAAGACACCAAAGUCAAAGUUGCAGUUCCUGUUUGAUAAAAGUGAGACAGGAGACGUAACUUUGGCACAGAUUAAAGACGUUUUAUCACCAUUUUCAAAGAAAGGUAAAAAGAAGUCAAUUCCUAAAGAAUCUCUUUUGAAAAUAAAGUCUGGUAUAGCAGAUCUUCUGUUACAUGUGAAAAAGCCAGAGAGAAAAGAUCCAACAUGGUUAAAAAGAGAUUCACUCUCCAGUUAUUCAAGAAGGAAGAAUAUAAAGAAGUCGAGUUAUAAAGAUGAAAAAAUGAAUGAUCUAGAAAGCUCAUCUGAUGAAAGCAUAACUGCUCCAGAUGAAAUUGUUUAUAUCUCUAGUGAUAGUUCAGAGGACUUUGAUACUGGAAACAGAAACCCUUCAAAAGGCUCUGUUGCAGAUACUAUUAUGCAAAUGCUUGAUUCACUGGAGGAUAAAGGAAGUGUUGCAGACAACAUGUCUAAUUUGUUAGGUAUUCUAGCUGAAAAUCUUGGAUUUCUUGGUGAAGGAAAAGCAGGUGAACAAACAGAAGAUUUAAGUUCUGACUCGGACUAUAGUUAUAAUGAAGAAAUAAGUCUGACUAAAAGUAGUUCAACAGAAAAUUCACAGAAGGAAUUAAUUGCAGAUUAUCUGGAAGAAGGGGAGCAGCCACCUUCUCUGGAUGACAUACCAGUAGCAAGUACCUUUGAGUUAAAUUGGAUUAAAGAUGAUACAGAGACCAUAAAAGAUGAUAAGGAAAGGCUCAUUGAAACUAAGGAAGAAAUGUUUGAACCAGCUCGUCAGUUUAGUGGCAAAAUUGCUGUAACCAGUUUAAAUUCCCUGGCUGAGAAAAGUGGACAAACACAUUUGGAAGGUGUAGUGGAAUUCCAUACAGAAUCUGUUGAUACGGGAGAAAUGUUUUCAAAGAAUACAAAGAUUCCAGUCAUUGGUUCUGUAUUCGAAAACAGUAAACAUGGAAGGGAACCAGUUUUGAACAAUACGAAAAGCAUGAGUCUGAAUUUAGAGAAUUCGGAGGAAAACAGUGCUGUGGCAACUGAACAUUCAAAAGAUGACAAAUGUAAAGCUACGACUAUAUUUAAAAGCAUUACUGAGUUAAACUCAAUAGAAACAGACGAGGAGUCGAAUACUGAUGAAUCAUUUGAUGCAGUUUCAAUGUCAGUCAGGCUGUCAGAAUUAAAAGACACUAAUACAUGGGAAUUUAACUCUGAUUAUAAUUCUGACCAGGAACAAUCAGAUGACUUUGAUUCAGAUUUUGCAAAUGACUUUGAGCCACAAACAGAGCAUGCUGUGAGUGAAGAAGAUGCUACUGCACCCUCAGCAAUCAAAAAUGACAAUUCAAAAGAUGCAGCUGAAAGAGAAUCACCUGAAGUGACAAAUCCUCGAUACGUUGAUGAUAUUGAAAACAAAGAUGGCAAAACAUUUAAAUGUAAAAAUUUUAAACCAGGUGAAUUGUUUCCAUUGAAAUUAUUUCCUAAGGAAUCCAGUAACCCAGUUUUCAGUGAGCUUGAUGAAAAGGCAAAUUAUAUUGAAGAUGCAGGAAAAGAGUUUACAAGUAAGGAAUAUGCCACAAAGUUGAAUUCUAGUCAGGUUGAACAUAGAAAUGAAACUGAAGUUUCUCGGCCAUCACCCAUAGUUGAUAACACUGACAGGGAACAUGUGUCUGAAAUCAACCUGUUGUCUGGUUUUGACAAAAGGUCAACUAAAAGUGUACCUGAUAAAUCAUUACUGCCUUCAUCCGAUAGCUGUAUUGCAAAUAACAGUACUGAAAAAAAAUAUAAAAGUUUUGUGAAAAAAAUUGAAGAGGCGGCAGCAAUUUUUAGUCCCCAUGCAGAUGCAAAAGAAGAUAUAUUUAAUGAUGGCCAUCAAAGUGAAGGACAUGAAGUAAAUGAUAGUCAUUCAUUAAAAGAUGUUAACUAUCAUGACUCGGAUUUUAACGAUGAAAAUAUUUUGGGUGUCAGUGAAAAGUUAAACAGUGACAGCAGGCAUACUGAUUCAGUAGCAACUCUUUGUGAAGUGAAAGAUUCGGGUGAUAUUUAUGAAUCUACAGAAGUGGCAGGAAAUCACAGAAAACAGUUACUGAGAUUUUCAGAUGAAGAAACAGAAUUUACAGGUCAGACGAGCAGUCUAAAGACUACUGAAAAAAUUGGUGACCUGGAGUUAAUUUCUGAAGUAAAUGAUUUGCCUGCACAGCGGCAUAAGCCAAAAACAGUAAAAGAAACUGAAAGUAGACUCGAAAGUUUGCAUAAUGAUAAAAACAUGAAAGACAGCAACAGAAUUAUCAGUACUUCCGUGACUGAUAGUUUUAAUGAUUCACAGAUAUUAACAGAUGAUGAGGAUACAAAUGAAACAGUGACAUAUGAUGAGCAAGAGGAAGCUAAAACAGAUAUUUUGGGUUUAAUAGGCAAUGUUAGUGAUACAAACUUGGGCAUAGAUAAAGCAGAUGACAGUAUGCUGGUCAGUGAUGGCCUGACAAGCUCUUCCCUGUUAGAAAACACAAACAGCCAGGAAAUCAGUCUGUGGAAAGAAGCAGAUAAAAUAGACGAUGAAAAUAUUCCAUUUGACAAGGACAAGGGCAAAACCUCUUUUAAAAUACAAGAAAAUAAAUCUGAGGGAAGCAGACAAGAAACACAAUUUAAAGGAAGUGAUACAUGUAGCAGUCCACAAAUUGAAAAUACACAGAAAACGGUCUUUGAAGAAGAUGAACAACUUACCAAAAAGAGAUCAAUUUCCUUUAACAUUGAUGAUGCAGAUUUUUCAGACAAUUUCUGUGAAUCUAUUGCAGAAAAAGUGAAAAGAAAGCAAAGAGAAAGGAGUCAUUCAGUUUGUUACAGUUUUAAUCCAUGGUUGUACUACAGUGCUGCCUAUGUUAGAGAAGUAACAAAACCAGCAAAGAAAGAAAUCAGUGUGUUUAGAAGUUCAAUCUUAGAGAAAAGAGCUAGAGAAAAAAGUUUUUCACCUGAGAAAGAUGUUGGCUGCUCAUCCAGGAAAAAAAGAAAUAGUUCAGUACCAAAGGAAGCCAAAUUCGGAACAAAUAAUGAAAACACUUACACAGAUUACAGAAGGUGCUCCCCAGAACCAAAACCUGUUAUUCAGUUGAAACCCUGUUCAGUUGCAAUACCAAAAUUGACAGAUGACAUUAUCCGUAAAUAUACAAACAGGAAAAGAAAACCUGAGGAAGAUAAUUCUGAAAAUAGACCACCAAUAAAAGUCACAAUAAAGUUAAGUCAGAUUGUGUAUCCUCCCAAUUCACCAUAUGGUUCUACUUCAACAUCUUCUGACAACUAUAGGUCAGGUUAUGAAAGUUGCAGUGAAGAAUCAGAAACUGAUACAAAAGAACCAGAUAAAGAAAAUGAAUUUGAAAUUGAAAAGCAAGAAGAAAUUAUGCCAAAGCAUUGUUAUGCUCAAGAUUUAAAUUAUACCUCUUUGAGUGAUGAAAGAAGUUUGAAAACUGAAGUUAGCAGUAGAGAACCAUUGAAGAUCAAAAUGCGUACUUUACUGACAAAAAUGAGCAGCUGUGAGGAGGGUCAGGAUGCUCCAAACUCUAUUCCAGAAUUUGAUCCAGUCGGGCAGUUUUCAGGAAGUUUUAAUGAAUCAUCGAAUGAAACCAAUGUAGAAGUUAGCACUGGAGAACUUAUUGAAUCUGAAGUGCUUCAUGAUAUUAAACGCGAAUGUGAAAAAGUGAAAUCAAGAGAAAAGGAUAUAAUAUUUUAUUUAAGUGAAUCUGAUGAUGACAGUGAACCGGAUACAUCAAGAAAAGACAGACAACAAUUAUUAAAAGCAGUAGUAGAAAAGCAUGAUAAUUUGAGAACUGAAGCAUUAUCAAUAAGUUCUGUUCAAGCUGAGUGUGGAGAAUCUGAUGUUGAUUUAAGUGAUUCCGAUACUGAUGCAGAAAUACAGGAAGAAAUUGAUAAAAUUCUCAAUUCAAAAAGUAGCAGAGAUUUCUCUGCAGCCUUAAAUCAGGAUGAGGACAUAGAUACUAGUCAAACCAAAAUGAAAAAAGGAAGAAAUUCCCUUAUGAAAAUGAUAGUAAGUGAUUUGAGACUUAGUGAAAGUGAAUCAGAUUCUGAGAUUGAAUAUAAUAAGAAAACAGAAGACACUUUACCUGAAGAAAAUGAUUGUAAAAAUGUAAAUUUAAAGGCUAAUGAAUGUACAGAUGAAAACUCAAAUGAUAACAGUAAAAUAAAGUGGCAGAAAAUAAGGGAUGUUACUCAUUUGUGUGUCACUGAAAAUAGAGUUGACAGCAAGAUUUUUGAAAAAGGCAGUAUCCAAGUAACUGAAAAUAAUGUUCAGGAGUCAAUAUAUACAGCUUCACCUAGAGAUGAUAGUGGCACUUUAAUUCAAGAGAAAGUUUACAGUACAGAUCAAGAGUUUUUAAGACCAGGACUAAAUGAUGAUUUUAUUGAUAAAGAACAUAUUGUUUUGCCAAAUGUUGCAGAAAAUGUAAUAGAACCAUUAGAUUUGUCGAUGUCUUCAAAGCAGAAUGUAAAAUCAUCAUCUUUAUUUAAAAAAGAUAACAACAAAUUGCGAAGAGAAGAAAUGAGAGGAAGUUCAAAUGAUAUAGUGGAAAAGAAAUUUCCUGAUGAAAACCUACUAAUGGUGUCUUCAGAAUUUCAAGAAAUAGAAACAAACCAAUAUUCAGACAGAAGAAGUUUUAAUGAUAAUGCAGUGACAUCUUCUAGUACAUUAAAGCAAGAGAUGACUGGUAAUGAUUUAGAAUGUUCCCAAUUAACUGAAAAUAGUGGUAUUGAAAAUUAUGAAUUAAGUACUGUGGUGCCAAAUAAACCUAUGGAAAAUGACAAUGAUUCAAAACAAUUACACAAUCUGGAUAAUGAGAUUUUGUUACCAGGUCAUGGUAAAGAAGUUGAGAUGGCUGAUGAGCAAAAAAGUUUAAAAUAUGAAGUUAAUGCAGGUAAUCAAGCUUCAUCAGAUAAUGUGUCAUAUUUUGAGGCUGAAAGGCAAGAAAAAGGUAUGAAAGAUUUGAACUUAACUUAUGAUGGAUCUGCUAAGACAGAGGCAGAGAAUUAUGCUAAUAGUCCUGAAGAUGUUUCUGAAAAUACUGUGAUGUCUGAAGAAGAAACUAAAGAAAUGGAAAAUGUCAGUGCUGUGAAAAACCUUGAAGAGGAUGUAUUUCAUGAUGUCCAGCCAAUACAGGAUAGCACAGAGGAUGGUAUGGUUUACUAUGCAGUAGAACUUUCAGAUGAUUUGGAAACAAAUGAAGCAGUUGUUAAUUUAGAAACUGUUGAACUUAUUGAAGGACCAAUAAUAAUUGAAAAUAAUGUUACUCAUGAGCAAAACAUUCUUGAUACCAACAUCAUACAAAGCCAUGUGAACGAUCAGAUGGGAUUAAGUAAUGAAACCUUGAAUGAACAGAUUGUUGAAACAUUAAAUGAAGCUAAGCCUUCUUCAGAAUUAAGGAUUGAUAGUGCAUUACAAAGCAUGACACAAAUGGAAAACCCAGUUUUUUAUCCAACUGUAAAUGAUGUUAAAAGUAAAUAUCUGUAUGGAAUCAAUGAAGACUCGCAAAGUUCCAAUGAAGUUGUUGAAGAGUUGGUAACUGAAAUUGUUAAUGACAAUACUGUUUUAGAACAAGUAACAAUUGAAACCCGGCAGAUAUUUUCUGAAGUUUCAUCAAUUGAAAAUCCAAUUAAUGGAGAAAAAUUCACAAAUACUAAUCCAGUUCAUGCACAAUAUAUUUCUGAAAGUUCAGUUGAAGGAGAUGUUAUUCCAGUAAAUCUUGUAAGUUCCCAUGUAAUUUGUGAAAGUUCAGGUAACACAGAAAAGUUUCCUGAUGUUCAGGAAGCAACAAGUGAAAAAGAUAAAGUCAGUAAAAUAACUGAUCAGACUGAAAUGAAGAUGGAUACUUCUGAAAGUAUAGACAGUGAAAUGAGAGGUGCAAAUGACUCUCUUAAUAUUGAAUGUACUUCUUACCCAGAGUGUGAUAAAUGGACAGACAUAGACAAGAAAAGAAUGCCUUUAAACAUAUCAGAAAGUAAUGUGGAUACCAGGGAAAUGUGUUCGCAACACGAUAGCUUUAUCCCAUUUAAAGCAGACAAUUUAUCUCAUGGAUAUGAUUUAAUAGGUAAUGCGACAGUUGUGAAAGAAUCUAGUAAUGUAGAUAGAAACAGAAUGUGUGCUGAGUCUAGUGAUAUUAAUGAAAGUAGACUCUCUGUUGAUAGUGGUGUGAAUAGUUUUGUUCAGGGAUAUGAUAACUGUGCGAUGAUAAUAGAACACAGUGAUGUUAAUGAUUACAUUAUUACACAGAAUGAAAACUUCGAAGAUGAUGAAGAUGAUGAUGCAAUGGACUUUGUUUAAAUUAUGUCCCUUUUCAUGCACAGGUGAAAUAAGAUUACCCAAAAUUUAGUGAAGCUCAGCUUACUUAGUUUUCUUCAAGAUAGCAACAAUUUAUAAACUAUUGAUGAAAUAGAAAUUUAUGGUUAAUAUCAGUUGAAGUUGUCUUAAAAAAAGUUAUUUAGAUUAGACUCUGCAGUCUUUUUAGAAAUAUUGUUAGUUCAAGACUUUAAAUGUGUUUCAGUAGUUUACUUUAUAACAUUAAAGCCGUAUAAAUGAUGGUAUUGAAUAGGAAGACUUAAUUUACACAAUUUUUUAUAUGCCCAUUAUUAUAUUGUUGUUAAUAUUUUAAAGCAUAUACAAUGAAUAAAAAUGUAGUAAAAUUUGCAAGUGGACUGGGAUAUGCCAACGUCAGUAAAUGACCCAUUCUUUGAAAAAUGUAAAAAAAAAAUGUCUAAAUAUUUCAAGAAAAUAUUUGAUUGUAUCAGCAUACCAUUGGGAUGGUAUUUUACUGUUUGAACAUAACUUUGGAUGUACUGGUGUUGUAGAGGUAACUUUUGGUUGCAACAUCAAAAAUGGAAAGUUCUUUGGCCAUACUAUAUUGCACCCCUGAACUUCAGAUUUUACAUUUUUCAUUUGUGGCUAUUCCACAUGUUAGAAUAUUAUAUUUGAUGUAUCUUGAUUCCUUGGUGAUAGAUAUUUCAGUCUUAUGCUAAAAGAAAAAGAUACCCUGUAUGGAAUUUGUUUUUGAAAAUGUUUUUCUUACAUGGUUUAAUGUAAUGAUUUUUCGCAAAUUGUUCCAGUAGAUGGUAUAUCUAAAUCAAAGAAGAUAGCCCACUUUGAUGCACAUUGUAUAUGAAUAAUAUUUGUGUUUCUCAAGAAAUGAUAUUUUCAGGUAUGUAAUAGAAAAAAAAUGUAUACAAGUUUUAUGUAUUUGUCAAAAAAGGAUUAUAAUUACUUUCAUGCGAUAUUGCUCAAUUUGCAAAACUGGUAAUAUAGGUUAAUAUUAGUAUGAAUUUUUUAUUUUAGCUAUAGAAUUUCCCUUUUGCUGUAGCAGAAAUACGUAGUGUUUAGCUCAAACACUGUUUACAUAAAGAUGUAGUGUUUGACUCAAACACAGUUUACAGAAUGAUGUAGUGUUUAGCUCAAGCACUGUUUACAUAAUGAUGUAGUGUUUGACUCAAAGCACUGUUUACAGAAUGAUGUAGUGUUUGGCUCAAAGAAUGUUUAUAAUGUAUUUUGAAAGUAUUAAAUUUUAACAGUGUUUCAGGAAUAAGACUUUUUGCAAAGAAUUAUCUGCCCAUUAUGGCAUUCGUAUUUUGUGUGACAUGCCUUAAAGGGACACGAAUUCAGGUUCAUAUGAAAUAUCUUGAAAUUUUAUAAAUUAAUUGACGCUUUAUUCCAACAUUGCUUAAUUUGUUUGUCAUUUAAACAAGUGUUGUUAAUUUUCCUCGAUAAACAGUGGUGUAUGCACAGGCUGGUGAAAGAAUAUCGUGAAGUCAAAUUGCAACGUCUGGUAUCCAUCAGCAUAAAUUUCAUUAUUAUAUUGCGGUGAGCAUGUAGGAAUGAAAAUAAAAGCGGCUUUUCCUUGUGGUUAAUUGUCUCAAUUACUACGGUUCAUUAUUCUGAUGAAUUGGGUAUUUGCUCACUCAGGCUAAUGGGAAUGGAAAAGGUUCAACUCCUGUUUGUCUGAACUCCGAACCAUGGUAAAUCAGACAUUAAACCAUGGAAAAGUCUUAACUAUUGACUUUUGAUAUUAAUACAGAUUAUUGUCUGUUUUAAAAUGUUUGACGUUUAUUUUUAUUUGGAGGCAUGCGCCUUGAAUAGGUUGGAGAAAACGCCCAAUUGCUGCAGGAUAUAGCUUCAAUAUUGAGUCAAAUGGUGUGCCUAUGUAAUUAUAUGUUAAGUAGUACACUUUGGCUAUAGACAGAAUCUGUUUCUGGACCACGGUUACAAUUUCUGUUCAUUCAUUUUUAGCUUCACUAUUCGGAGAACAGGGGGGCUAUUCUACUCGCGUCAGCGUCUGCGUGACCCUUCUUGGUGAAAGUUUUUUGGCAACCUUUGUUUUUCUGUCAUAUCUUUGUUACUAUUGCUUAUAUCUUACUGUAACUUCACAUAAACAUUGUCCAGUAUACAAACAAUAUAUGUGUAGGGGCUGAGCCCAUUAUACCCAAGGUCAAGGUCACCAAGCUGUUAUACUUAGGUUAUUUUUAAGGUUAAAGUUUUUCGGCAACCUUUGUUUUUCUGUCAUAUCUUUGUUACUGUUGCUUAUAUCUUACUGUAACUUUACAUAAACAUUGUCCAGCAUACAAACAAAGUAUGUACAGGGGCUGGGCCCAUUUUAUCCAAGGUCAAGGUCACCAAGGUGUUAUACUUAGGUUAUUUUUAAGGUUAAAGUUUUUCGGCAACCUUUGUUUUUCUGUCAUAUCUUUGUUACUAUUGCUUAUGUCUUUCUGUAAGUUCACAUAAACAUUGUCCAGCAUACAAAGAAAGUAUGUGCAGGGGCUGGGCCCAUUAUACCAAAGGUCAAGGUCACAAAGUUGUUAUACUUGGAAUUAUUUUCAUAUUAAAUUUUUUCGAAAGCUUCGUUUAUAGACAUAUCUUUGGUACUUUAAAAGAUAAUGGCUUGAAAUUAAAAAUAUUUCUUUAUAAUCAUCAUCUGCAUAUGUGGCUACAAACCCCAUAACUGUAAUUGUAGUUUUGACAGAAUAAUGCCCCUUUUGUACUUAAACUUUUUUUGCAGUCUUCGCUUUCUUGAUAUUACUUUAAUGCAAUAUAAGAUAAAGACUUGAAACUUAAAAUGUAUCUUUAUCAUCAUCAUCUGUAUGUGUGGUAACAAUCCCCAUAACUCCGAUUUGUAUUUUUGACCAAAUUAUGCCCCUUUUAUACUUAAAUUUUUUAACAAACUUCAUUUUCUGGACAUAACUUUGGUACUAUAUAAGAUAAUGACUUGAAACUCAAAAUAUAUCUUUACCGUCAUCAUCUGCAUAUGUUGUAACAAUCCCAAUAACUCUAAUUUGUGUUCUUGACAGAAUUAUGCCCCUUGGUGUAUCUUCCUUUUAAAGUAUUGAGACAUAUAUUCACUUUACUGUCAAAUCCCUGAAUAGUGGAGCGCGCUGUUUUAUGGACAGCUCUUGUUAUAUCUUUUAAGAAUUAAUUUACUUUUUUUCCCACCGAAGGUCACCACUUUACUGAUUGGAAAUAUAAAUGUUAGCUAUUUUUAAGAAGCUUGUAUGGCUGUUUUGAAGUAAGAUGUAAUCUUUUGCAGACAUGUUUUUCUUUCAUGCAAAAUAUGUCUGGCAAUGAAAAUAUUGCAGACAGUUUCUAUUCAUAAAUUAUUCAUAUAAUAAUUAUUUUGUUAUAUUAAUCGACACGAUUACAAUUAUGAUUUAUAUAUCUAAUUGCUGUAUGUCUGUAUAGGCCUUCAUAGAAUAUGCAAGACAAAUAAGAUUUUAGUUUGAAAACCAGUCUACUUAACUAUUAACUUCUGAUUGGUUGAUUUUGAGCUCAGUCUUGAAAUUGACCAAUGGCAGUGUUAUAUUCCCAGACUGGUCUCCAAACUCUAUUUUAUUAUCUUUCAACUAGAAGAGUAAUUUAAUAUUUGUACGAGUAUGUAACCAGACUAUAGCUGUUUACAUAAUGUAUUUUAAAAACGUGUGUAAAAUCAUUGCAUUCAGUUAAAAUAUUUUAACAUUUGUGUAGUAAGCCUUGAUAAAUUGGUUUCUUCUUUGGUUGAAUGCUCGGCAGUAAGAAAUUGGGCAAGUUGUAACUAUGCUUGCAGCUUUACAUUUGUAUGACAAAUUAGAAUUUAUGAAAAAUCAGAUUGAAAUAGCUUUAGGAAAAUCUGGCCAUUUUGCUUCGAUGCAGAACAUCAAUUUUUUAAGUACCAAGUACAAAAUUUUUGAUAUUUUUUCUGUAGAAAUUAAAUAGUUAGAUUUUGUAUUUUACCAGUUCGUCCGUAUGCCUAGUUUGAAUUAGUAUUAUUGAUGAACAGUGUUUUCAUAUUUUUAUACCUAGCACAAUGUGUGAAGAUAGAAUUUUCAUUGUACUGUGUUGAUUGAAAUUGAUGAAUACUGUGCUGAAUUAGGUCAUUAAAAGUAGAAUUUCUUUAAGUAGGUAUCCUGUUACUAAUCAGGUUAGAUUAAAAAGCAAAAAUGAAUUAUAUUUGAUAAAUGUUGUGAAAUAAUAUUUUUACCAUAAGUUAUUUGCGAUCAAGUGCUGUUUUGUAAAAUUGUUUCUGUGGAAUAUCUACUUAUUAGUCCCCUACUGGUUGAAAACCAGUUUCGGGGACUAUAGGAAUGCGCUUUUCCGUCAUUCCGUCCGUCCGCAAUUUCGUGUCCGGUCCAUAACUCUGUCAUCCAUGAAGGGAUUUUAAUAUUACUUGGCACAAAUGUUCCCCAUGAUGAGACGACGUGUCAUGCGCAAAACCCGGACCCCUAGCUCAAAGGUCAAGGUCACAAUAGGAGGUCAAAGGUCAACAGGGCUUUUUUCCUGUCCGGUCCACAGCUCUCCCAUCCUUGAAGGGAUUUUAGUAUUACUUGGCACAAAUGUUCCCCAUGAUAAGAUGAUGUGUCAUACGCAAAUCCCGGACCCCUAGCUCAAAGGUCAAGGUCACAAUUGGGGGUCAAAGGUCAACAGAGUUUUUUUCCUGUCCCGUCCAUAACUCUGCCAUCCAUGAAUGGAUUUUAAUAUUACUUGGCACAAAUGUUUCCCAUGAUGAGACGACUUGUCAUGCGCAACACCCAGUACCCUAGCUUAAAGGUCAAGGUCACACUUUGAGAUCAAUAUUCAAGAGGAUUUUUUUCCUGUCCGGUCUAUAACUUUGUCAUGCAAAGCAGGAUUUAGAUAUCAGUUGGCACAAAUAUUCCCCUGGAUGAGACAACAUGUCAUGCGCCAGAACCAGGUCCCUAGGUCUAAGGCCAAGGUCAUAUUUAGAGGUCAAAGGUCAAAUUCAAGAAUGACUUUGUACGGAACAUUUCUUCUUCAUGCAUGGAGGGAUUUUGAUGUAACUUGGACCAAAUGUUCACCACCAUGAGGCACCCUUGUUUUUAGAAUUACGUCCCUUUGUUAAUAGAUUUUAUUGUAACUUUUUUAUUACUGGCGGUAGAGAAAAAUCGAGACCACUUUUCUGUGGUACAGCAUGCAUGUUACAUCCAAUUUUUAGGUGUAUUUUGACCUAUCUCUACCCGGUAAAGAGUUUCUUGUGGACUUAUAUUAAAAAUUAGGUGCCUUCCAGUAGGGGACUUUGUAUUGCAUGGCAAUACUUCAUUCACUUGUUUAGUUCUGUGAAGCAAGUCAGAAAAGAGAGUAAGUGAUUUUAUUGAUAAAACAAGAAAUAUGUCUAGUCCAUUUAGUGUGAUAUGUACUUUUGUAUAUUUUAAAGUUUCUUUCUUGACUGUACAUCCGAGGCAGUAAAGAAUGUAAUCAAAUAUCAAAUAGUUUUAAGGGUAUACUUGACCGAAAUUACAUUUUCUGAAAUAUGGACAUUUACUACAUAAAGUUUUUAUACGUAAAUAUGAAAUUAACAAUGUUAUGUUUGUAACAGUACAGUGCAUUAGGUUCGAACCUGUGAUGCAUGUUUAGUAUAAAUGUGUACUGCUACAAAAAAAACAGAAGUUUUUUUAACAAAGAACAGUUACUGUUAUUACAUGAUAUUAAGUUAUGAAGUAGCCAUACAUAAACCAUUAUUUCAUAUAUUUGAGCCGCACCAUGAGAAAACCAACAUAGUGCAUUUGCGACCAGCAUGGAUCCAGACCAGUCUGCGCAUCCGCGCAGUCUGGUCAGGAUCCAUACUGUUCGCUUUCAAACCUUAUUGCAAUUAGAGAAACCGUUAGCGAACUGUAUCUAUCCUGAUCAGACUGCUGGUUGCAAAUGCACUAUGUUGGUUUUCUCCUGGUGCGGCAUUAUUUAGUAAAGUUAAAUCAUUGGAUGAUGAUUUUCUUUAUUCGGUUUAACUAUUUAAAGAUAAAUUAUUGUAAUGAAAGAGAGGCAUUAGAUACCUUUAAUGAAAUUUUGCUGAUGAAUUGUUACAACAAAGUAAGUUCAGAUACAGAGCAAGCUGGUAAUGAUCAUUAGUUUCAAGUACAAAAAGAAGUGGGUGAAAAGUUUUGAAAUUUUUAUUUGACACUAUUAACCGCAAUUUCCUCCUCCCCCUUCCCACCUUCACUGACACACCCCUUGUAAGAGUAAAGAUAUAUUGUUUUGCUAAUAUCUGUCAGUAGACAAAUCAACUGAAGAAUUGAUGGUGUACAACGGUUAGGAUAGUUACCUUGCCCAGGUCAAGUUCACAGUUAGCUCCAAGCUGAAAACGGGCUAUGAUCAGUAACAGUCUCUGAAGUUUCAUAGGGUGAUUGCCUGUUGUCAAGUACAUAACCCCUAUUAUUUUGGGGGUCAGUAGGUCAUAGGUCAACAUCACAGUUACCUUGAGAUUAAAAUGGUUUCUUAUAUAAUUAGUUUGAGAAAAGUUGAGUCUGCUUCCAUUAACCCUUACCAUGCUGGGCAUGAUUGAUUCUGCCUUUGCGACCAGUGUAGAUCAUGAUCAGCCUGCACAUCCAUGCAGUCUGAUCAUGAUCUGCACUGUUUGCCAUUCAGUCAGUAUUUUUUGGUAAGCUGACCUAUAAACAGUUAAUGGUACUGUUCAAAUUGAAAGAUGGACAAGUUCAUUAUAGAAAUUUAGCAGGGUACGGGUUAAUGGUCAUAGCUCUGACAGUCGUCAUUUGUCUCCAACAGGUCAUCAGGAGAACAUACCUGUUUAAAAUGUUUACAUAAAGUUCUUUUUAAAUUUUUUUUAUAUCUGUGGAUUGUUUGCAUUUGCAAAUAGCAACAUUAUAUUGAUGCUAGGGGCAAUUUUCUUUGAUUCAUAUAAAGCACUUGUCUGUUUGAAUUUAUAAUGUGCUACACACCUGUCAAGCUUACAGUACUGGAGUUUGAAUAGUCUGUCUAGAGAGUUUUAAUGCUGUUAUUUUACUGCAGUGUGCUGUUUUUGAAAAUAUAUUCAUAACAUAGUUAUGCAAGUGCGCUCUUGUUUUUAAUGAUACAUGAAACAACCAUGUUUUUUUGUGCUUUUUUUUUUUCAUUGUAAAAAGUCAUUUCAUAUGUAAAUAUAUUUAUUCUGGCUUUUUUCACUUGUUCGUGUUAAAAUCUGUUUGAAUUGUACAUGAAGUUUUCAUUGAAUCACAGAGCCUAUUAUGGAUGAAAAGGUUGUUUUAUUUUUCUUGUUUUUUCUUUGAUAAUAUAUAGUUUCUAUCAAAUUUGAUUUUGUUGAAUAUUGUAUAUUUUGUCUGGUCGAUGGUUUUGAGUAUCUUAAAUCCAAAUUGAUUUAUAUGAAAAUGACUUAUACCAAGUUUCAUUAUGCAGUAUGAUAAAUAAAAAUGGAUGCGAUA